Molecule: messenger RNA, 1122 nt
Organism: Chelmon rostratus (copperband butterflyfish)
Lineage: Eukaryota; Metazoa; Chordata; Actinopteri; Chaetodontiformes; Chaetodontidae
Product: bone morphogenetic protein 2-like
Exons: 5
Coding region: 1-1122 (373 amino acids)
Biological process (GO): SMAD protein signal transduction
Cellular component (GO): extracellular region
Molecular function (GO): cytokine activity; growth factor activity
Source: RefSeq, a predicted model, not a curated record
AUGACAGCAGGAGCUCUGCGCCUCUGGCUCGUCCUCGCUCUGCAGCUCAGAUGCGUCAGCCCGCUCGCCAUCCGGCAGGGCGCUUUGGACGCGACGAAGACGGCGAACGAGGAGCUGGACGCGCUGGUCCGUCUGAAGGAUUUACCUCGGGCUCCAGCUGUGGCUCCUCACAAGAAGGCGCCUCAGUUUAUGUUGGAUCUUUUUAACGCGGUGUCAGUCUCCGAUGGGAGACCGAAAAGCCAGAAGGAGAUCCUGGAAGGAAACAUAGUGCGGAGCUUCGAGGAUAAAGGUCAUGCUGGAGAGAGGUUUCACUUCUUCAAUCUGUCGUCUUUCGGCAGAGACGAGAGAAUGAUUAAAGCGGAGUUCCGUUGGUUCAGAAAGAAACAGAAGUUUUACCUGGGAAAGUCAUAUGGGCCUCAUUUCUAUAAGGUGGACCUGUACGAGGUGCUGGACAGCCGAGUGAAGCCAUGGAGAGGAAACCUCAUCACCUCCAGGCUGGUGCCCCUGUACACACAGGGAUGGGAAGUCUUCAACGUCACUCAAACGGUGUCAAAGUGGAUCCGCAACAGCCAGGAGAACAACGGCAUCCUCGUGGUGACCACACUUCCUUCUGGUGACUGGAUGGAGUCAGUGACAGACACCAGCGCCUACCUGGUCAUAUUCUCAGACGACGAGAGGACAGGAGCGUCAAACCAGUCCUACCUGGGACAAGGUCAACCUGCAGCAGCAGCACCUGAGCUCCGCGACCACCGCAGCAGAAGACGACGUGCAUCUGCAGUGUCGUCACCCCACAGCCGCUCCCAGUCCUGCCAGCGGGUUCCCCUCUUCGUUGACUUCGAGGAGAUCGGCUGGUCUGGCUGGAUCAUCUCCCCCAGGGGCUACAACGCCUACCACUGCAAAGGCUCCUGCCCGUUCCCCCUGGGGGGAAACCUCAGAGCGACCAACCACGCCACGGUGCGCUCCAUCAUGCAUGCGCUCAAGCUCUCCAGUGACGAAGUGGGAGUGCCCUGCUGUGUUCCCGACAGACUCCAGUCCAUCAGUUUGUUAUAUUUUGAUGAUGAGGAGAACGUGGUCUUGAAGCAGUACGACGACAUGGUGGCGUUAAGCUGCGGCUGUCACUGA